UUUUCCAUUAAAAUUUGCUUUUACAGCGCUCUCCAUCUGCAAGGUCAUCAUGGACGUCUCAAAGGAAGCAUUAUUUGAGGAAUUUGAGAACUAUUCCUAUACCUUAGAAUACUACUCACAGGAGUCUGCUUCAGAGGAGAAGACGCAUCUGAAAAUUGUUCACUGGGUCUCCCUGCUGUUGUGUGUCCUAGCAUUUGUUCUGGGAAUUCCAGGAAAUGCUGUUGUCAUUUGGCUCAUGGGAUUUAGGUGGAAGAAGACAGUCACUACUCUCUGGUUCCUCAAUCUGGCCAUUGCAGACUUCAUUUUCCUUCUUUUCCUGCCCCUGUACGUCUCCUAUGUGGCCUUGGGUUUCCACUGGCCUUUUGGCCUGUGGCUCUGCAAGGCUAAUUCCUUCAUUGCCCAGCUGAACAUGUUUUCCAGUGUUUUCUUCCUGACAGUGAUCAGCCUGGACCACUAUUUCCACUUGAUCCAUCCUGUCUCGUCUCAGCGGCACCGAACGCUAAAGAACUCACUGGUUGUUGUUCUAUCUGUCUGGCUUUUGGCUUCUCUGCUUGGAGGUCCUAGCCUGUACUUCCGCGACACUCUGGAAGUCAAUAACCACAUUAUUUGUUAUAACAAUUUCCAGGAGCAUGGCCAUGACCUCACCUUGAUGAGACACCAUGUUCUGACCUGGGUGAAAUUCCUUUUUGGCUACCUUUUCCCUCUGCUGACAAUGAGCUUCUGCUAUUUGUGUCUCAUCUUCAAGGUGAAGAAGCGGAGCCUCCCCAUGUCCCGUAAGCAUUUCUGGACAGUCCUGUCUGUAGUCAUUGCCUUCGCGGUCUGCUGGACCCCUUAUCACCUCUUUAGUCUUUGGGAACUCACCAUCCACCACGACAGCUCUUUCCAGCACGUGCUGCAGCAGGCGGUCCCUCUCUCCACUGGCUUGGCGUUCCUCAAUAGUUGCCUGAACCCCAUCCUUUAUGUUCUGAUUACCAAGAAGUUCCAAGCUCACUUCCGGGCCUCUGUUGCUGAGGUACUGAAGCAUUCGUUGUGGGAAGUCAACGGCCCUGCCACAGCCAGUGAACAGCUCAAGAGCCUGUCUUCCCUAGAAACAGACCGUGUUCCCAGAAACCAGCAUGGAUUCUUCACGUGAACCUCAUAAAAAUUCCUUUCAGAUGAACCUUCGUUCUGAUAUAAACCGACCAUAUUUUUGUUUUUGUUCAGUGUAUUGGUCUUAUAUUUUUGCGUGGGUAU
Messenger RNA from Microtus ochrogaster (prairie vole), 1233 nucleotides. It is a transcript of the gene Cmklr2, whose product is annotated as chemerin chemokine-like receptor 2. Gene Ontology annotation, molecular function: G protein-coupled receptor activity; complement receptor activity. The record is from RefSeq and is a predicted model, not a curated record. Gene Ontology annotation, biological process: inflammatory response; positive regulation of cytosolic calcium ion concentration; phospholipase C-activating G protein-coupled receptor signaling pathway. Lineage: Eukaryota; Metazoa; Chordata; Mammalia; Rodentia; Cricetidae. Gene Ontology annotation, cellular component: plasma membrane.